Cajanus cajan (pigeon pea) is the source of this 1374-nucleotide messenger RNA. Its product is annotated as purine permease 1. Gene Ontology annotation, cellular component: membrane. Gene Ontology annotation, molecular function: purine nucleoside transmembrane transporter activity. The record is from RefSeq and is a predicted model, not a curated record. Lineage: Eukaryota; Viridiplantae; Streptophyta; Magnoliopsida; Fabales; Fabaceae.
GUUAGUUUAGUAGUAUAAUUUUGUUGAAUGAUAAUUUAGUAAGGGUAAAAAUGAAUUGUUUGUUUCAAAAUUUAUAGGGUAGCAUAAAAUGAAAUCUCUCAAGUGUCAUCUAAAUAUCUAACUCAAGGUAGGUUGAAGAAAGAGAGAAGAAGAGAGACAUAAGCAUGAAGAAAGUUCUUCUAUUAGUAAACUCCAUCCUUCUAGCCAUAGGCACCUCCGGUGGCCCUCUCGUAAUGCGUCUGUACUUCAUCCACGGCGGCAACCGUAUCUGGCUCUCCAGCUUCCUCGAAACCGCAGCCUUUCCCAUCAUUCUCAUUCCCUUGGCCAUCACUCACAUCAAUCACCAUAACCAUCAUCACCAAACAAAACCUAACCUAAUUUCCAUGAAACCACCUCUCUUUCUUGCCUCCGCCGUCAUCGGAGUCCUCACCGGCCUGGACGACUACCUCUACGCCUGCGGCAUAGCGCGUCUGCCGGUGUCCACCUCUUCCCUCAUCCAAGCCUCGCACCUCGCCUUCACCGCCGUCUUCGCCUUCCUCCUCGUCAGGCACAGGUUCACGCCGUACUCCGUCAACGCCGUCGUGCUGCUCACCGUGGCCGCGGUGGUCCUGGCGCUGCGCUCCGGCGGGGACCGUCCGAGCGGUGAGUCGACGCGGCAGUAUGUGAUCGGGUUUGUUAUGAUACUGGCGGCUGCGGCGCUGUAUGGAUUUGUUCUGCCGUUGAUGGAGUUGGUGUACAAACGGAGCAAGCAACGUAUUACGUACUCUUUAGUCAUGGAGAUUCAGCUUGUCAUGUGCUUCUUUGCUACCUUCUUCUGCGUCAUUGGAAUGAUAAUCAAUAAUGACUUCAAGGUGAUAUCGCGAGAAGCCAAAAAUUAUAAGCUUGGGGAAACCAAGUACUAUGUUGUGCUGGUGUGGGGUGCAAUAAUGUGGCAGUUGUUCUUCUUGGGAGCAAUAGGGGUUAUCUUUUGCGCCUCUUCUUUGUUUUCUGGUAUUAUAAUUGCUGCUUUUCUUCCAGUAACGGAGGUUUUGGCUGUUAUUCUUUACAAAGAGAGUUUUCAAGCAGAGAAAGGGGUUGCUUUGGUGCUCUCUCUCUGGGGGUUUGCGUCCUACUUCUAUGGAGAGAUUAAACAAGACAGGAAAAAGAACAAGAAUCGUUGUCCACAAACAGAGUUACCUCAAACUCAAACUCAAACUCAAACUCGUCCUUCCAACGCAUGAUUGCAAGUAAAGUUGUCAAUUCAUUUCACUAUCUUGGCUUGUGUUGAAUUGUCAAUAUUGAAGGCUAGCUUUGGCCCCAACUAGAGGAAAAUCACAAAAGGCAAAGCCAUUUGUCACCCUUUUAAUUAAUACAAAAGUCUAAAAUGAUUACUAA